Pyrenophora tritici-repentis Pt-1C-BFP is the source of this 1341-nucleotide messenger RNA. The record is from RefSeq and is a predicted model, not a curated record. Lineage: Eukaryota; Fungi; Ascomycota; Dothideomycetes; Pleosporales; Pleosporaceae.
AUGUCCCUGCAGAAAGUUAUCGUUGUUGGUGGAGGUCCUGUUGGAGCUCUUUCUGCUUUGUACGCAGCAAGACGAGGAUACGAAGUUGAACUGUACGACCUGAGAGAUGAUCCCAACUACGGAGACCCAAAUGCACGACCCGAUAUCGCAGUCAUACCCCUCGCUCUUUCAGAAAGAGGCAUACGGGCCAUCGAGGGCGCUGGCGUGCCUGGUCUCCUUGAUGAGAUAUUGGCGAAUUUGAGACCCAUCUACACCCGGUUGAUCCAUGUGCGGAACAAAAGCGGAAGUCACAAGACCAUUCCAAUGAUAUAUGGCCCUCAAGGACAAUUAAGUUGGGGAGACUUGCUCGAAGAGUACAGUAGUGCCCUGAUGAAAGAGCCUACAGCAAAGCUCUUUUUCAACCAUCGAAUAUCCUCAUGCGACUUUGAGAAGAAAGUCGCUACCUUCGACACCAUGAUCUGGAAGGGGAAUGCUGAGGUGACUAGGAAGGACUUAACACACGUGGCAGAGGAUGAACCGAGAGUUAACAACACCUCGGGCGAGGAGAAAAAGUCUCCAUCAGUAAAAGAAAUCUCUAUUUCGAGCACUAGAACUGUCAACUUCGACUUUCUCAUCGGCGCUGAUGGGACUUACUCAACAGUCCGACAGUUCAUGAUGCGAAAGCUUCACAUGGACUUUUCUCAGCAGUAUCUCGAUGCGCUCUGGUGUGACUUCUUUUUUCCACCGGCAGACGAUGGAAGCUACCGCAUGAACUCGACAGGUCUGCUCGUAUGGCCCGCAGACGAGAGCAUCAUCAUGUGCCAGCCUGACUUUGAUGGCUCUUUCCGGGCAGGAAUGGUAUGCGCGACAGACAAGGUCCGGCACUACGAAGCGCAUCCUGAGGAAUUUGCCGACUUCUUCGACCAGAAAUUUCCGGGAAUCGUCGGACCACUUCUCUCGAAAGAAGACAUCACAAGCCAGUUUGUCAAGAACCUAAAGAUACCACUCAAGUCAGUAAAGACUGGAAAACUUGGUUACAAAGACAACGCCGUGCUGCUGGGCGAUAGCUCGCAUACCAUGACUCCCUUCCAUGCCAUGGGAAUGAUCACUGGCCUUGAGGAUGUUCGCAUCUUCUUUCAGGAUUUCCGAGAUCCUCGUGUCGCUGCUGCUCAGUCUUCAGGAUCGACCGAGCCGUUGCCCUUCUGCGUUCCGGGCACUGUUCAGGCAUACUCUGAAUUUCGACUGCCCGACGUCCACGCAAUGGUAGAUAUGGCAGCGUCUCACUACCAUGAACUGAGAAUUGGCGUUCGGUCUGCUUCGGCGAGAGCCAAGAAGAUCAUUGAGGCGUGGUUGAGCCGCUAG